Messenger RNA from Hippocampus zosterae (dwarf seahorse), 1549 nucleotides. It is a transcript of the gene tm6sf2b, whose product is annotated as transmembrane 6 superfamily member 2b. The transcript is spliced from 12 exons. Gene Ontology annotation, biological process: lipid homeostasis; regulation of lipid metabolic process. Gene Ontology annotation, cellular component: endoplasmic reticulum-Golgi intermediate compartment membrane; endoplasmic reticulum membrane. Lineage: Eukaryota; Metazoa; Chordata; Actinopteri; Syngnathiformes; Syngnathidae. The record is from RefSeq and is a predicted model, not a curated record. Bases 352 to 1497 code for a protein of 381 amino acids.
UGCCGUGUAUGUGCCGAGGUAAGUACAUUGUCACGUUCGGUAUGAUGACCCUAUAUCUCAAAUCAUUGUUUUGGAAAGGUUUAGCAGAUACUAACAUUUCAUCUUGUCUUCCUCGGAGUUGAAAUAGAUUUAAUGUUUAUUUUUUUAAGACAGUGGUCUUUUUCUUUUUUUGAGCGAAGAGAAAAGCUUUUACCCCAUAGCUCCAACGAAGGCUGAAGUGACAACCGAAACUGUCACCUAGUAAAGGCCAAGCCAGCCUGAAGUUUCAUUAAUCCACACUGAGAGCAGCCACGCGAGUUUAUUUCCACACCUCUGGGAGUCAGGGCCGCGCGGCUUUUUGAACUCAAAGCGAUGGAGACGAUCGUCUUGUUGUUUUCGUUUACCGCCCUCAGCAUUCUGUACUGCAUGAACGCGAUUCCUGCACUCCAAGAACCAUAUGUGAUCCUGGUGAUUGGCAUUGCCGUACUGGUUCUGGUCUUCAUUUUCUACCUCGUUAUCACUCGCGGUAACCCGCCCAGAGACGCCCUCUUCUUUGUUUUUGCAGAAUUUUCCUUCACGUGCGUUAUUGACUUGACCAGCGCCUUGGAGUAUGAUGGCUUCAUCUCCGGCUUUAUGGAGUUCUAUCGAAAGACAGGUGAGCCUUACCUGGGCACGGCCUACGCCAUCAUGAUGUGUUACUGGGACGGUGUAGCUCAUUUUAUCAUGUACCUCGUCAUGAUAGGCAAGAUUAUGAACAGAAAAGGCUACCGCACACUGGGCCUGUUCUGGGCUGGCUCCCUGUGCGCCAACAUGAGCGUGUUCAUCACCGGCAUCGUGACAGGGAAAUACGGCACCGAGAUCCGUCCGGCCUUCUGGCUAAACUUCCUCUUUCUGGCAAUGCCUGCGUGGGGAGCAGUCACGCUGUUCGCUCGGCCCAAGGACAGGCCACUGAUUGGUGGAUAUAAUGCUCAGCAGGCUCAGAGCAUGAAGCUCAUCUGGCGUCCGCUGGAUCUGAUGCUGGUGCUUCUCCUGCUCGCCGCCAUGGCCUUCACGAUCCUGCGAGGCCUGGUGGCGCUGGAUUCCCCACUGGGAGCAUGUUCCUUGUACGUCAAAUAUUACGAGCCCUACUUGCGGGAUCCGGUGGGCUACCCCAGAGUGAUGAUGCUGCACAUGUUCUUCUACGGACUACCGCUGCUGGCAGCAUUUGUUUAUGGUCUCUUUAAGCCAGGCUGCACGUGGAUGCCUGACUGGAGCGUUUUCUUUUCGGGAGCAAUGAUCCAGUGCCAGUGGGCUCACAUUGGGGGCUCCCUCCAUCCUCACACAAAAACUCCAUAUCGCAUUCAGAGUGAUGUAUUCUGGCCUGUGCUGGCGGCCAAUUUGCUCUAUGCCGUCACUCCUCUUCUGGUAGUUUUGCGUGUGCGCAGUAACCCCUAUUUUUUCCUGAGGGUCGCCCCCUUCCCUGGGCAAACGGGCCUGCCAAACAGCGAGGAGAAAGACACCAAGUACAAAAACAAAUAGUUAUAAUGCGGGAUGACUUGACUUGAAUACCAAAAUAAAUGAUUUACCAACA